AUGAUCGUACAUAUGCCAUCGCGUCUUUGGCGUAUUAGUGCACAUGUCGUGGACUCCCUCCACAACGGUUUACAGCCUCAUAGGGGCGUGGAGGUGACUCUGGGCGUCGAACUGCGAUGCACAGCCGAGGACGUCAUUGAUUCUGGACCAAGGCGGCACACGCACGACUCGCCAUGGAGACUAUCUCAGACUGUGUACUUCGAGAACGCGAGAAAAGUGUCCACAGAGGCUGACCUGUAUGUCCUUCUCGGAGCUGCAGAGCGUAUCAAAUUUCAUGUAAUUGCUCUGCAGGAGACCAAGUGCAGAAGGAGCGACGUACGACAGAUGAAUGACGAUACACUCGUCAUCCGUGGAGAGAAGGUUCCGUCGCGAAAUGUAGGCGGCGUUGGUUUUGUCAUGCACCCAUCUGUCGUCCAUCUUAUCGAUUCUCACGAGAUCCUGUCACCUCGUCUGGCCAUUCUUCGUCUCCGCCCUCUGCGCCAAGAACCCAUCAGUAUCAUCAACUGCUACUCACCAACAUCAGCAGCUGAUGAAUCCGAAUUGGAUGCGUUUUACGAAAAGUAUGGAGGAAGUGGUUCGCAACGAGAAGUCCUUCUACAAGUUCGUUGUCUGAGACUUCAACGCAAAACUAGGAGAGGCUACAGAGGAGGAAAACAGGAUAAGAAGAUUUGGACUAAGGGACCGGAAUGA
This is a messenger RNA of Necator americanus (New World hookworm), 690 nucleotides long. RefSeq lists its product as uncharacterized. The record is from RefSeq and is a predicted model, not a curated record. The transcript has 2 exons. The coding region runs from base 1 to 690 and encodes 229 amino acids. Lineage: Eukaryota; Metazoa; Nematoda; Chromadorea; Rhabditida; Ancylostomatidae.